Messenger RNA from Hyphopichia burtonii NRRL Y-1933, 2378 nucleotides. RefSeq names its product tetratricopeptide repeat protein. Gene Ontology annotation, molecular function: molecular adaptor activity; protein binding. Gene Ontology annotation, cellular component: TRC complex; membrane. The coding region runs from base 130 to 2247 and encodes 705 amino acids. The transcript has a single exon. Gene Ontology annotation, biological process: post-translational protein targeting to endoplasmic reticulum membrane. The record is from RefSeq and is a predicted model, not a curated record. NCBI's taxonomy places the organism in Eukaryota, Fungi, Ascomycota, Pichiomycetes, Serinales, Debaryomycetaceae.
UUUCAGCUCAUUUGACAAAAGAGAAAUUUGGUGGAUUGACAAGUGAAGGAUACUUUGCUUUUUGAAUUUUUAUGGAAAUAGCAUUUGAUUUCGAAAAAAAUCUUACUUUAGAAAUCUAUAAGUGAUAUAAUGGCUUGGUCGGAAUCUGAGGUCAAUUCUUGUGUGGAUCAAGUGUUGAUUGAAUCCAUAGAUCGAUGGUUAGAUUACUCAGCAGAUGAUUCUAGGUAUGACCAUGAUACAACUCUGGCAUUUUUCGUUGUUCGUAUGCAAUUGUAUUCCAAACUUAUAGAACAGUUCAGAAAAGAAGAGGUCCAAAAAAUCAGUGACGGUGCUAACUUGACAUUGUUUCGUCAACUUCCCAAAUACAUGUUAGGACCUGAUCCUAAUGAAGAUUUUGUUGUUCCCAAUACAUUAACUACUGAUCAAAUCUUGGAAAGAGUUCAACCUACCCCCUCUGAAGAAGUUAACUUGGAACUUGUUAAAUCGGAGUAUCCUGGGUUCACUCCUGUAUUGAAGGAUUUGUUAGCUGGUGCGAUUCAAUUGUACAAUAAUAUAGUAAAUUCCAGUAAUGAUGAAUAUAGCCUUGAAAGGUUUAUUAUCAAGUACUCCCAAUAUUUGAUAACAAAAUUUCAGCCCGGUAAUGCUGAAUUGAUUGUACCCUUCUUGAAACAAUUGCAAAAUCAAUAUCCACCAUCCAAUGACUCUUUUGAAGACUUGAAAUCAAUUCACUCAAUAAUCAAAUCCCGUUUAUUAUCACAAUUCAAAUUAGUAUCGAAGGAUUCUUUGAGACAUCAAAACUAUAAAUCUAUCGUUUUGAAACUUAGAGAACAAGGUAAUAAUCUUAUGCAAAAUCAAGGUUAUGCACAAGCCAUUGAAGUUUAUACUAAAGCCAUUCAAUAUUGUGAUAACUUAGACGAUGAAAACAUACCUCAAUUACUAACAAAUAGAUCAAUUGCCUACAUGGGUUUAUUUUGUUAUCCUGAGGCAAGAUCAGAUUUAAAUAGAGCAGUGUCACUUGAUCAAACUUUCACUCCAGCAUGGACUCAAUUAGGUUACGUACAUUUAUUUUUAGGAACUAGUCUAACUGCUUUAAAAUGUUAUUUGGCGGCUCUUCAAACUGCGGUUGGUGACAUUUUACCUAAAAGCGUUGAUCCUAGGAGUUUAAAAUCUUUUGAAAAAGAAUAUCGUCAAAAUAAAAUGAAUACAAUCAUGCCACAAUUUGUUCAGAGAAUCAUUCAAUCAAUGAUUUUAACUGAAAAAAGAGCAUAUCAACAACGCAAAGACUCUGAAGUAAUUAAAAGUACCGUUGCUAAUGCUAGAGCCAUAUUGGCAAGAUUGAGAUCAUACGCUCUGCAAGAAGACCUUUCUUACUUCACUUAUCUUUAUGAAUAUGAUGAUAAUUCAUUCCGUACAACUGCAUCGCGUGCUAAUAGAGCUAGGCCAAAUGUUUUAACUCCAGAUGUUACCCAAGAUAUAAUAGCUAAUACUGGUUUCGAAAGUACAUCGACCACUUUACCCGCACCUACCAAUCUACAAACUCCAACCAAUCCACUCGAUACCGCUUUGGAUAACGCAGUACCUACUGGAGCUCGUAAUGCAGGCAAUCCAACUACUGCCAGUACUAUAUUUUCAAUCGGAGGUACUAAUUCUACCGAACCCAAUAAUGCUAAUAAUAGACGUGGAUUGGAUUUGGGAAGAACCAGUCAUGAAGAAAAUAACGAGGCUCGAAAUGGCGAUCGUAAUGAUGAUAAUAAUGCCCCCAACGUUCGAAAUUUACUCAAUAAUUUUGGUGAUAUUUUUGAAGGUUCAUUAGGUAAUCGUUCAGAAGUAUUUCCUAAUGAUCCUCGUCCAGAAGCAGGUACAGGUAUCAAUAGACCGGGAACCCCAUUCAGAGCUGAUUCACCAACGCAAGCUGGGCAACAGUCACAAGCUAAUAAUAAUAAUCCUCAACAAGGAGAUCAAAUAAGAAAUAUCAUGAGGAACUAUUUGCCAAAUGGAAUCGGACAGAUGAUAACUCAAGCUCUUGGUUCCGUGGGCGGCGCAUCUGGAAACAUUAGUAUCAAUGGCCGAGUAUUUGAUUUUCAAGGUAAUCCAGUUGACCAACCAGGUACAAACUCAGCUGAACAAGAACUGCCAAAUGGUCAACAUCUGCAACCACCAACACAAGCAAGUGAUUCCCGAAACCAAUCCAGAAGAGAAGACAGAGACGACGAUGUCGACAUGUUCGAAUCACCAGAUCUUGAUUAAGACAAUACUCUAACUUAAUACAUAGUAACUUUUUUUGCAAUUAAAAAGACUGUAGUGCACGUGACUCGAACCUAAAGUAAAAAGUACCUGAACAGAAAAAUGAGGCAAACCGUACUUUGAUUUCGAUAAGA